UAACGUAUUGGAAAGGUGAAAGAUUUAAGGAGUAUAUUAAAAAAUGUAUCUUGUAUUUUCCCUAGGUAGUUCACCAAAUUAACGAGUGUUUUCAUUUUGGUUUCAAAACACAAACCGCCUUUCAUGAACAUUUGGAGUUUGAUACAUCAAAAUUCAACAACCAUACCAAAAAUACCCAGAUUCUGGACGUUAGACAUCAUCUCUUAAAACUCCAUUCAUUCAAACAAUUUACUUUUUUCUGGUAGUUGGGUCCCACCAUUCUGCAUAGCGUAUUAUUGCCUGUAUUCACAUCAUGCUAUAUAUCAUAUGAUCAACGUUAAUACUACUUUCUUACUAUAUUUUAAAAAUAUAAUUCCCCCCUCUUAUUUUGUAGUAAUACAAACAUUCUACAUUCCAAACACUCCCUUAACUUUCUCUCUCUCUCUUUCUGCCAUUUUUGCUUCUUUGGUUUCUCCGAUGAGUGGAAUUCAAACUUUUCUUUGACUCAACAAUUUCAGGUUAAACUCUUGCAGAAGAGAAACUAUGAGUGAAUCAAACCCUGCCAUCCCCUUAAUGCCCAAAUCAAAUUCAAGGAAGCUUCCUGAUUUUAAGCAAUCUGUCAAGUUGAAAUAUGUCAAAUUGGGUUAUCAUUACCUCAUUACCCAUGCAAUGUAUUUGUUCCUAUCCCCUCUCAUUGUUGUGGUUGUUGCCCAACUCUCCACUUUCUCUCCACAUGAUGUCUAUGUCCUUUGGGAACGCCUUCGCUUCAAUUUGAUAUCGGUGAUUGUAUGUUCGACCCUGCUGGUUUUCUUAGCUACCCUGUAUUUCCUCACUCGUCCCCGCCCUGUGUAUCUUGUGAACUUCUCGUGCUACAAGCCUGAGGAUGCUCGCAAGUGCACGAGGCAGAUUUUCAUGGAGAGGUCCUGUUCCAUUGGUACAUUCACGGAGGAAAACCUUGAGUUCCAAAGGAAGAUUCUCGAAAAAUCAGGACUUGGUGAAGACACGUACCUUCCUGAAGCUGUUAUUCGAGUUCCUCCAAAUCCUUGUAUGGAGGAGGCUAGGAAGGAAGCUGAGAUGGUGAUGUUUGGAGCCCUUGAUGAGCUAUUUGCUAAGACGAAUGUGAAGCCUAAGGAGAUUGGGAUACUAAUAGUGAAUUGUAGUUUGUUUAAUCCUACUCCAUCGUUAUCAGCAAUGAUUGUGAACCACUACAAGCUACGAGGCAAUAUUGUUACUUAUAAUCUUGGUGGGAUGGGUUGUAGUGCUGGAUUGAUUUCAAUUGAUCUUGCUAAGCAUCUUCUACAAGUUCAUCCUAAUUCUUAUGCCGUGGUUGUUAGCAUGGAAAACAUCACUUUGAAUUGGUACUUUGGGAAUGAGAGGUCGAUGUUGGUUUCUAACUGUUUAUUUCGGAUGGGAGGAGCUGCAAUUUUACUCUCAAACAAGAGGUCUGAUAGAUGGAGGUCCAAAUAUCAGCUAGUCCACACUGUCCGAACCCACAAAGGUUCAGAUGAUAAGUGCUUCACUUGUGUUACCCAACAAGAGGAUCCUGAUAGAAAAGUUGGAGUUGCUUUGUCGAAGGAUUUGAUGGCUGUUGCAGGAGAUGCUCUCAAGACUAAUAUCACUACUUUAGGCCCUCUUGUGCUUCCUAUGUCUGAGCAGUUGCUUUUCUUUGGCACUCUGAUAGGAAAGAAAUUCUUGAAGAUGAAGUUGAAGCCCUACAUUCCAGAUUUCAAACUGGCUUUUGAGCAUUUCUGCAUUCAUGCUGGUGGAAGGGCUGUUCUUGAUGAGUUAGAGAAGAACCUCCAGCUCUCUGAUUGGCAUAUGGAACCUUCUCGAAUGACACUCAAUCGAUUUGGGAAUACCUCAAGCAGCUCCCUGUGGUAUGAACUUGCUUAUACAGAAGCGAAAGGGAGGGUUAAUAGUGGAGAUAGAAUAUGGCAGAUCGCGUUUGGUUCUGGUUUUAAGUGCAACAGUGCAGUCUGGAGAGCUCUGCAGAGAGUGAAUCCUGCAAAAGAGAAGAAUCCAUGGAUGGAUGAGAUCCAUUUAUUCCCUGUGGAUGUCCCGAAGGUUUCAUCGAUCUCAAAUCGGAAGUAAAAAAAAAUUAUUAUGUUGUUUCUUUGCAAAUUUAAUCUUUCUCCAGGUGUGCAGUAGAUAUUACAGUUAACAUGUUUUUUGCUGUUUUCAAGUAGAGAGUUUGUUUUAGUCUCUUAUUUUCUGGAGAUGAUAGAGUAAAUUGUAAUUAGGUGCAGAUUGGAAAGACUACUUAUUGAGGUAGUGAGCUAGUGACAGACUAAGCUAGUAUUUCUGAUCUUGUUUCCUGAUUUAGAUUAAUUUGUGUACUUAUUACUAUAUUUUAGUUGAGUGUUGAUUGGUUUCAUAA
Molecule: messenger RNA, 2356 nt
Organism: Beta vulgaris subsp. vulgaris (sugar beet)
Lineage: Eukaryota; Viridiplantae; Streptophyta; Magnoliopsida; Caryophyllales; Amaranthaceae
Product: 3-ketoacyl-CoA synthase 11
Exons: 2
Coding region: 523-2070 (515 amino acids)
Biological process (GO): fatty acid biosynthetic process
Cellular component (GO): membrane
Molecular function (GO): acyltransferase activity, transferring groups other than amino-acyl groups
Source: RefSeq, a predicted model, not a curated record